AACGGGCUCAUUCAGCGGUCGCGAGCUGCCCGCGAGGGGGAGCGGCCGGACGGAGAGCGCGACCCGUCCCGGGGGUGGGGCCGGGCGCAGCGGCGAGAGGAGGCGAAGGUGGCUGCGGUAGCAGCAGCGCGGCAGCCUCGGACCCAGCCCGGAGCGCAGGGCGGCCGCUGCAGGUCCCCGCUCCCCUCCCCGUGCGUCCGCCCAUGGCCGCCGCCGGGCAGCUGUGCUUGCUCUACCUGUCGGCGGGGCUCCUGUCCCGGCUCGGCGCAGCCUUCAACUUGGACACUCGGGAGGACAACGUGAUCCGGAAAUAUGGAGACCCCGGGAGCCUCUUCGGCUUCUCGCUGGCCAUGCACUGGCAACUGCAGCCCGAGGACAAGCGGCUGUUGCUCGUGGGGGCCCCGCGGGCAGAAGCGCUUCCACUGCAGAGAGCCAACAGAACGGGAGGGCUGUACAGCUGCGACAUCACCGCCCGGGGGCCAUGCACGCGGAUCGAGUUUGAUAACGAUGCUGACCCCACGUCAGAAAGCAAGGAAGAUCAGUGGAUGGGGGUCACCGUCCAGAGCCAAGGUCCAGGGGGCAAGGUCGUGACAUGUGCUCACCGAUAUGAAAAAAGGCAGCAUGUUAAUACGAAGCAGGAAUCCCGAGACAUCUUUGGGCGGUGUUAUGUCCUGAGUCAGAAUCUCAGGAUUGAAGACGAUAUGGAUGGGGGAGAUUGGAGCUUUUGUGAUGGGCGAUUGAGAGGCCAUGAGAAAUUUGGCUCUUGCCAGCAAGGUGUAGCAGCUACUUUUACUAAAGACUUUCAUUACAUUGUAUUUGGAGCCCCGGGUACUUAUAACUGGAAAGGGAUUGUUCGUGUAGAGCAAAAGAAUAACACUUUUUUUGACAUGAACAUCUUUGAAGAUGGGCCUUAUGAAGUUGGUGGAGAGACUGAGCAUGAUGAAAGUCUCGUUCCUGUUCCUGCUAACAGUUACUUAGGUUUUUCUUUGGACUCAGGGAAAGGUAUUGUUUCUAAAGAUGAGAUCACUUUUGUAUCUGGUGCUCCCAGAGCCAAUCACAGUGGAGCCGUGGUUUUGCUGAAGAGAGACAUGAAGUCUGCACAUCUCCUCCCUGAGCACAUAUUCGAUGGAGAAGGUCUGGCCUCUUCAUUUGGCUAUGAUGUGGCGGUGGUGGACCUCAACAAGGAUGGGUGGCAAGAUAUAGUUAUUGGAGCCCCACAGUAUUUUGAUAGAGAUGGAGAAGUUGGAGGUGCAGUGUAUGUCUACAUGAACCAGCAAGGCAGAUGGAAUAAUGUGAAGCCAAUUCGUCUUAAUGGAACCAAAGAUUCUAUGUUUGGCAUUGCAGUAAAAAAUAUUGGAGAUAUUAAUCAAGAUGGCUACCCAGAUAUUGCAGUUGGAGCUCCGUAUGAUGACUUGGGAAAGGUUUUUAUCUAUCAUGGAUCUGCAAAUGGAAUAAAUACCAAACCAACACAGGUUCUCAAGGGUAUAUCACCUUAUUUUGGAUAUUCAAUUGCUGGAAACAUGGACCUUGAUCGAAAUUCCUACCCUGAUGUUGCUGUUGGUUCCCUCUCAGAUUCAGUAACUAUUUUCAGAUCCCGGCCUGUGAUUAAUAUUCAGAAAACCAUCACAGUAACUCCUAACAGAAUUGACCUCCGCCAGAAAACAGCGUGUGGGGCGCCUAGUGGGAUAUGCCUCCAGGUUAAAUCCUGUUUUGAAUAUACUGCUAACCCCGCUGGUUAUAAUCCUUCAAUAUCAAUUGUGGGCACACUUGAAGCUGAAAAAGAAAGAAGAAAAUCUGGGCUAUCCUCAAGAGUUCAGUUUCGAAACCAAGGUUCUGAGCCCAAAUAUACUCAAGAACUAACUCUGAAGAGGCAGAAACAGAAAGUGUGCAUGGAGGAAACCCUGUGGCUACAGGAUAAUAUCAGAGAUAAACUGCGUCCCAUUCCCAUAACUGCCUCAGUGGAGAUCCAAGAGCCAAGCUCUCGUAGGCGAGUGAAUUCACUUCCAGAAGUUCUUCCAAUUCUGAAUUCAGAUGAACCCAAGACAGCUCAUAUUGAUGUUCACUUCUUAAAAGAGGGAUGUGGAGACGACAAUGUAUGUAACAGCAACCUUAAACUAGAAUAUAAAUUUUGCACCCGAGAAGGAAAUCAAGACAAAUUUUCUUAUUUACCAAUUCAAAAAGGUGUACCAGAACUAGUUCUAAAAGAUCAGAAGGAUAUUGCUUUAGAAAUAACAGUGACAAACAGCCCUUCCAACCCAAGGAAUCCCACAAAAGAUGGCGAUGACGCCCAUGAGGCUAAACUGAUUGCAACGUUUCCAGACACUUUAACCUAUUCUGCAUAUAGAGAACUGAGGGCUUUCCCUGAGAAACAGUUGAGUUGUGUUGCCAACCAGAAUGGCUCGCAAGCUGACUGUGAGCUCGGAAAUCCUUUUAAAAGAAAUUCAAAUGUCACUUUUUAUUUGGUUUUAAGUACAACUGAAGUCACCUUUGACACCCCAGAUCUGGAUAUUAAUCUGAAGUUAGAAACAACAAGCAAUCAAGAUAAUUUGGCUCCAAUUACAGCUAAAGCAAAAGUGGUUAUUGAACUGCUUUUAUCGGUCUCGGGAGUUGCUAAACCUUCCCAGGUGUAUUUUGGAGGUACAGUUGUUGGCGAGCAAGCUAUGAAAUCUGAAGAUGAAGUGGGAAGUUUAAUAGAGUAUGAAUUCAGGGUAAUAAACUUAGGUAAACCUCUUACAAACCUCGGCACAGCAACCUUGAACAUUCAGUGGCCAAAAGAAAUUAGCAAUGGGAAAUGGUUGCUUUAUUUGGUGAAAGUAGAAUCCAAAGGAUUGGAAAAGGUAACUUGUGAGCCACAAAAGGAGAUAAACUCCCUGAACCUAACGGAGUCUCACAACUCAAGAAAGAAACGGGAAAUUACUGAAAAACAGAUAGAUGAUAACAGAAAAUUUUCUUUAUUUGCUGAAAGAAAAUACCAGACUCUUAACUGUAGCGUGAACGUGAACUGUGUGAACAUCAGAUGCCCGCUGCGGGGGCUGGACAGCAAGGCGUCUCUUAUUUUGCGCUCGAGGUUAUGGAACAGCACAUUUCUAGAGGAAUAUUCCAAACUGAACUACUUGGACAUUCUCAUGCGAGCCUUCAUUGAUGUGACUGCUGCUGCCGAAAAUAUCAGGCUGCCAAAUGCAGGCACUCAGGUUCGAGUGACUGUGUUUCCCUCAAAGACUGUAGCUCAGUAUUCGGGAGUACCUUGGUGGAUCAUCCUAGUGGCUAUUCUCGCUGGGAUCUUGAUGCUUGCUUUAUUAGUGUUUAUACUAUGGAAGUGUGGUUUCUUCAAGAGAAAUAAGAAAGAUCAUUAUGAUGCCACAUAUCACAAGGCUGAGAUCCAUGCUCAGCCAUCUGAUAAAGAGAGGCUUACUUCUGAUGCAUAGUAUUGAUCUACUUCUGUAAUUGUGUGGAUUCUUUAAACGCUCUAGGUACGAUGACAGUGUUCCCCGAUACCAUGCUGUAAGGAUCCGGAAAGAAGAGCGAGAGAUCAAAGAUGAAAAGUAUAUUGAUAACCUUGAAAAAAAACAGUGGAUCACAAAGUGGAACGAAAAUGAAAGCUACUCAUAGCGGGGGCCUAAAAAAAAAAAGCUUCACAGUACCCAAACUGCUUUUUCCAACUCAGAAAUUCAAUUUGGAUUUAAAAGCCUGCUCAAUCCCUGAGGACUGAUUUCAGAGUGACUACACACAGUACGAACCUACAGUUUUAACUGUGGAUAUUGUUACGUAGCCUAAGGCUCCUGUUUUGCACAGCCAAAUUUAAAACUGUUGGAAUGGAUUUUUCUUUAACUGCCGUAAUUUAACUUUCUGGGUUGCCUUUAUUUUUGGCGUGGCUGACUUACAUCAUGUGUUGGGGAAGGGCCUGCCCAGUUGCACUCAGGUGACAUCCUCCAGAUAGUGUAGCUGAGGAGGCACCUACACUCACCUGCACUAACAGAGUGGCCGUCCUAACCUCGGGCCUGCUGCGCAGACGUCCAUCACGUUAGCUGUCCCACAUCACAAGACUAUGCCAUUGGGGUAGUUGUGUUUCAACGGAAAGUGCUGUCUUAAACUAAAUGUGCAAUAGAAGGUGAUGUUGCCAUCCUACCGUCUUUUCCUGUUUCCUAGCUGUGUGAAUACCUGCUCACGUCAAAUGCAUACAAGUUUCAUUCUCCCUUUCACUAAAACACACAGGUGCAACAGACUUGAAUGCUAGUUAUACUUAUUUGUAUAUGGUAUUUAUUUUUUCUUUUCUUUACAAACCAUUUUGUUAUUGACUAACAGGCCAAAGAGUCUCCAGUUUACCCUUCAGGUUGGUUUAAUCAAUCAGAAUUAGAGCAUGGGAGGUCAUCACUUUGACCUAAAUUAUUUACUGCAAAAAGAAAAUCUUUAUAAAUGUACCAGAGAGAGUUGUUUUAAUAACUUAUCUAUAAACUAUAACCUCUCCUUCAUGACAGCCUCCACCCCACAACCCAAAAGGUUUAAGAAAUAGAAUUAUAACUGUAAAGAUGUUUAUUUCAGGCAUUGGAUAUUUUUUACUUUAGAAGCCUGCAUAAUGUUUCUGGAUUUCAUACUGUAACAUUCAGGAAUUCUUGGAGAAAAUGGGUUUAUUCACUGAACUCUAGUGCGGUUUACUCACUGCUGCAAAUACUGUAUAUUCAGGACUUGAAAGAAAUGGUGAAUGCCUAUGGUGGAUCCAAACUGAUCCAGUAUAAGACUACUGAAUCUGCUACCAAAACAGUUAAUCAGUGAGUCGAUGUUCUAUUUUUUGUUUUGUUUCCUCCCCUAUCUGUAUUCCCAAAAAUUACUUUGGGGCUAAUUUAACAAGAACUUUAAAUUGUGUUUUAAUUGUAAAAAUGGCAGGGGGUGGAAUUAUUACUCUAUACAUUCAACAGAGACUGAAUAGAUAUGAAAGCUGAUUUUUUUUAAUUACCAUGCUUCACAAUGUUAAGUUAUAUGGGGAGCAACAGCAAACAGGUGCUAAUUUGUUUUGGAUAUAGUAUAAGCAGUGUCUGUGUUUUGAAAGAAUAGAACACAGUUUGUAGUGCCACUGUUGUUUUGGGGGGGCUUUUUUCUUUUCGGAAAUCUUAAACCUUAAGAUACUAAGGACGUUGUUUUGGUUGUACUUUGGAAUUCUUAGUCACAAAAUAUAUUUUGUUUACAAAAAUUUCUGUAAAACAGGUUAUAACAGUGUUUAAAGUCUCAGUUUCUUGCUUGGGGAACUUGUGUCCCUAAUGUGUUUAGAUUGCUAGAUUGCUAAGGAGCUGAUACUUUGACAGUGUUUUUAGACCUGUGUUACUAAAAAAAAGAUGAAUGUCCUGAAAAGGGUGUUGGGAGGGUGGUUCAACAAAGAAACAAAGAUGUUAUGGUGUUUAGAUUUAUGGUUGUUAAAAAUGUCAUCUCAAGUCAAGUCACUGGUCUGUUUGCAUUUGAUACAUUUUUGUACUAACUAGCAUUGUAAAAUUAUUUCAUGAUUAGAAAUUACCUGUGGAUAUUUGUAUAAAAGUGUGAAAUAAAUUUUUUAUAAAAGUGUUCAUUGUUUCGUAACACAGCAUUGUAUAUGUGAAGCAAACUCUAAAAUUAUAAAUGACAACCUGAAUUAUCUAUUUCAUCAAACCAAAGUUCAGUGUUUUUAUUUUUGGUGUCUCAUGUAAUCUCAGAUCAGCCAAAGAUACUAGUGCCAAAGCAAUGGGAUUCGGGGUUUUUUUCUGUUUUCGCUCUAUGUAGGUGAUCCUCAAGUCUUUCAUUUUCCUUCUUUAUGAUUAAAAGAAACCUACAGGUAUUUAACAACCUACAAA
This is a messenger RNA of Homo sapiens (human), 5816 nucleotides long. RefSeq names its product integrin subunit alpha 6 (gene ITGA6). The record is from RefSeq and is marked reviewed. NCBI's taxonomy places the organism in Eukaryota, Metazoa, Chordata, Mammalia, Primates, Hominidae. The coding region runs from base 204 to 3425 and encodes 1073 amino acids. Gene Ontology annotation, biological process: cell-matrix adhesion; positive regulation of neuron projection development; cell adhesion. Gene Ontology annotation, cellular component: plasma membrane; basal part of cell; basement membrane. The transcript has 26 exons.